AUCGCACACUCGCGGAAGCCAAACGAGGAGAGGCACGCGCGAAUCGGACAAGCAAGUGAAGAUAGCGCGACGACUUCGGCCUCUUGCCGAAGGCUUAAAGCCAGUGUUCGUCACGAAAGCAAGGGAAGGAGAAGUCCGUUCUCGCUUCCCUUAUGACUCCUCGCCCAUAAUUAUCGGACGUCUCUCUCGCUGAGGCCUUCACACCUUGCCAGUGUUUCAUGCGAUUUUCCUUCAUCUUCCGACACUGAAUCUCUCUCUUCUGAAUCGCUUCAAGCUCGUGAACUACGAGAUUCGCGCCGGCUCCGAAAUGGCCAUGAAGCGCGCUGGUGUGUCCGCCAUCAGAGCUCUGUGCUCGUCUCCGAAUUUCACUAGGCAUGCCCAUUCUACUGCUGGAAGCAAAAAGAUUGUGGGUGUGUUCUACAAGGCCAAUGAAUAUGCUGAGUUGAAUCCCAAUUUCGUGGGCUGUGUUGAGAGAGGUUUGGGCAUACGCGACUGGCUGGAAUCGCGAGGUCAUCAGUAUGUAGUCACAGCUGACAAGGAUGGACCAGACUGUGAACUUGAAAAGCAUAUUCCCGAUCUUCAUGUCCUCAUAACAACCCCCUUUCACCCUGCCUAUGUUACUGCGGAAAGAAUCAAGAAGGCGAAGAAUUUGCAGCUUCUUCUCACUGCUGGCAUUGGUUCUGAUCACAUUGAUUUGAAGGCUGCAGCUGAAGCAGGAUUGACAGUGGCAGAAGUCACUGGAAGCAAUGUAGUUUCGGUUGCAGAAGAUGAGCUCAUGAGAAUCCUCAUUCUUGUAAGGAACUUUUUGCCUGGACAUCAUCAGGUCAUCAGUGGGGACUGGAAUGUGGCUGGUAUAGCAUACAGAGCUUAUGAUCUUGAAGGAAAAACUGUUGGGACUUUUGGUGCUGGACGAAUUGGCAAGCUUUUGCUACAGCGAUUAAAGCCUUUCAACUGCAAUCUCCUCUAUCAUGACCGCCUGAAAAUGGACCCAGAAAUGGAGAAGCAGACUGGGGCCAAAUUUGAGGAGGACCUCGAUGUAAUGCUUCAGAAAUGUGACAUAAUUGUGAUCAACACGCCUCUAACUGAUCAAACAAGAGGAAUGUUUAAUAAAGAGAGGAUUUCCAAGUUGAAGAAGGGUGUCCUUAUCGUCAACAAUGCCAGAGGAGCAAUCAUGGAUACACAAGCAGUUGCCGAUGCUUGCUCCAGCGGACACAUCGGAGGUUAUAGUGGGGAUGUUUGGUUCCCACAGCCAGCACCCAAGGACCACCCCUGGCGGUACAUGCCGAACCAGGCCAUGACACCUCAUAUUUCCGGCACAACUAUUGAUGGGCAGUUGCGAUAUGCAGCAGGAACCAAAGACAUGCUGGAUAGGUACUUCAAGGGAGAGGAAUUCCCUCUCCAAAAUUACAUUGUCAGGGAGGGCGUCCUGGCCCCUCAGUACCGAUAAUUUCCCUGCUGCUCGGCUCAUGCGGUUUCCGCGUUCAUGUUUUCGCAAUUUUCGAGCUUAUAAUAAGUUGCAGGAUCUCAAAGUAGCGUAAUAGUGCUCUGCUCCUGCAAUGUGUGUCCUAAACUCCGUGUCGCUGGCUUGUUCUGUACUCAAGAUGAUGCAGGAUCUUGAACUAGUGUGCUAAUGCUGCUCUUACAAUUAAAUGUCUUGAAAUGUCUCUAGCUUGUGCUGUAUUGAAGAUUGCUGAGGUCUAAUUGAGAAUGGAACUCUACUCUUUGUGCAAA
Molecule: messenger RNA, 1731 nt
Organism: Rhodamnia argentea
Lineage: Eukaryota; Viridiplantae; Streptophyta; Magnoliopsida; Myrtales; Myrtaceae
Product: formate dehydrogenase, mitochondrial
Exons: 6
Coding region: 308-1447 (379 amino acids)
Cellular component (GO): chloroplast; mitochondrion
Molecular function (GO): oxidoreductase activity, acting on the CH-OH group of donors, NAD or NADP as acceptor; NAD binding; formate dehydrogenase (NAD+) activity
Source: RefSeq, a predicted model, not a curated record